This is a messenger RNA of Lampris incognitus (smalleye Pacific opah), 2005 nucleotides long. It is a transcript of the gene slc47a1, whose product is annotated as solute carrier family 47 member 1. Gene Ontology annotation, biological process: xenobiotic detoxification by transmembrane export across the plasma membrane. Bases 86 to 1978 code for a protein of 630 amino acids. The transcript has 17 exons. Gene Ontology annotation, molecular function: antiporter activity; xenobiotic transmembrane transporter activity. Gene Ontology annotation, cellular component: membrane. NCBI's taxonomy places the organism in Eukaryota, Metazoa, Chordata, Actinopteri, Lampriformes, Lampridae. The record is from RefSeq and is a predicted model, not a curated record.
GGCACCAUUCCCCCUUUACCCUCUCUCUCCGUCUUUCUCUCUCUCUCUCUCUCUCUCUCUCUCUCGCUCUACCCCUUUUGUGAAAAUGGAGAAGUUUGGUGCGGUGGGUUCUGUUGCCAAGAACACGGGGGCCGAGCGAGCCGAGGCAGCCGCGGUCAGCUCUAAACUGUUCCAGUGUGCAAGUCUGAGGCGUCUGCUCCCACUGGCCUACAGAGAGGAACUCUACCACGUCCUGCGACUCACAGGCCCGCUGCUGGUGUCUCGGAUUCUCAACUUCCUCCUGCCAUUCGUUAUUACCAUUUUCUGCGGUCACAUAGGCAAUGCAGAACUGGCUGGAUAUGCACUUGUCUCUGCGACCAUCAAUGUGACCACAGUACCCGUAGGCUACGGCCUCUCGUUGGCUUGUGACACACUCAUUUCUCAGACCUUUGGCAGUAAGAACAUGAGGCGCGUGGGAAUAAUUCUACAAAAGAGUUCGUUGAUCCUGCUGCUGUUUUGUUUGCCCUGCUGGGCCCUCCUCAUCAACGCUCACAACCUGCUACUCAUCCUGCAACAAGAGGAGGAGGUGGCCAGAAUUGCCCAGCUCUAUAUGUGGGCAUUAUUGCCAGCUGUUCCAGCUAUGUUCCUGCACCAGUUACAGGUUGCCUACCUCCAAAAUCAGGGGAUUAUUCUGCCUCAGAUGUACACAGCGGCGGCAGCCAACCUCAUCAACCUGGCUGUCAACUACGUCUUAAUCUUCAGCCUGCAACUGGGAGUGAUUGGAUCAGCCAUCGCUAACAGCUUCUCUCAGAUCACCAUCUGUCUGCUUUUGUUUGGUUACAUCCGGUGGAAAAAACUCCACCAACAGACGUGGGGAGGCUGGUCCAGUGAAUGUCUUCAGGAUUGGGGUCCAUAUAUGCAGCUUGCGGUUCCCAGUACGCUCAUGGUCUGCUUCGAGUGGUGGAUCUGGGAGAUUGGAGGCUUCCUGGCGGGUGUACUGGGUGAGAGUGAUCUUGCAGCCCAGCAUGUGUUGUCGGAGAUUGGAACGAUUACAUAUAUGUUCCCUCUAGGUGUCCACGCAGCUGCCUGUGUGCGUAUUGGGAAUGCACUGGGUGCAGGGAACACGGCCAGGGCCAUAGUCACGUGCAAAGUGACCCUGUUUCUGUCAGGCCUGCUUGCAGUGUUCCAGGGCAUUGUGCUUGCUGGCUCCAAGACUGUGAUAGGUUACAUAUUUACUUCUGAUGACCACAUCGUGGACCUGGUCUCCCAGAACCUCAGCCUGUACACGUUCAUCCAGUUCUUCGACGGUCUGCUGUGUGUUUGCACAGGAAUCCUUGUAGGAAGUGGAAUGCAGAAAAUCGCAGCCUUGUCCAACUUGGUGUCGUACUACUGCAUUGGUCUGCCGCUGGGAAUCGCCCUCAUGUUUGCUGCAGACUUAAAGAUAUUUGGCUUGUGGCUCGGCCUCUUCAUAUGUGUUGUCCUUCAGGCGGCUUUCUGUAUAACGCUCAUCUUCAAACUAGACUGGCAGAAAAUUACACGGCAGGCCCAGAUGCGAGCUGGCAGGAAAGUGUUGGUGACGUCGAAGCGUCCCGUCAGUCAAAUGGUGGUCGAGGCCGUCGUGCCCGACAUCCCAGACAUGGUCCAGUUGGAGGGUGAUGAGGCCACCAAACCGGCCGUUUACUGCCUCGUCAGCAGCGGGGACCAGGAGCUGAAACCAGGGCCGGAGGCCGAUGGAGGCGGUCUAGUGGCCGGGGGGGCCGAGCGAGGAAGCGACAAUCCAGGCAGCAAAGAUAAACCUCUGCUUUCUGUCACUCAGCUCGUCUUGCGUCGGGGCCUCUCCAUUCUGGCUGCCGUCGGCGUCCUGGUCGUCGGCGUGUCCAUCAAUAUCAUCUUCCCCCCGCCAGAGCCGUCCGCACAGAUCAGGACCAACCUGACUCUGGACUGGAUUAACUCCACCGUUUCCCCCACCGCUUCAUUAGACAUGAGCACCAUGUUAUAAUCAGUAGUUUCACGAGCACAACCACAC